ACAGCUCUGGAUGAGCGGUAUUCAGUGAGGGCUGGCAGAGCUGGGCUGCGUGCAGCAUCUGAGCGGAUCGUAUGCUUUGCCUGCGUUUCCUUUUGCGCGCACCCUUCGGACAGCAGCAUGGCAGUCGCAGUGGGAAGACAGACUUCACCCAGUGAUGAUCUCCGGACAUUGUCCCUGUCUGGUCAUGUUGGGUUUGACAGUCUUCCCGAUCAGCUGGUGAACAAAUCCACCUCCCAGGGUUUCUGCUUCAACAUACUCUGCGUCGGUGAAACUGGCAUUGGGAAGUCAACAUUAAUGGAUACGAUAUUCAACACAAAGUUUGAAAGUGAACCCGUGUCUCACAGUGAACCAGGAGUGCGGUUAAAGGCUAGGAGUUACGAGCUUCAGGAGAGCAACGUGCGUCUGAAGUUAACCAUAGUUGAUACCGUGGGGUUUGGUGACCAAAUCAAUAAAGAUGACAGCUACAGGCCAAUUGUUGAGUACAUUGAUGCCCAGUUUGAAGCAUACCUGCAGGAAGAGCUCAAGAUCAAGAGAUCACUCUUCAACUACCAUGACACAAGGAUUCACGCCUGCCUUUAUUUCAUCGCCCCCACGGGGCAUUCACUUAAGUCUCUUGACCUGGUCACCAUGAAGAAGCUUGACAGUAAGGUGAACAUCAUUCCAAUCAUCGCAAAAGCAGACACGAUAGCCAAAAACGAGCUGCACAAGUUCAAAAGCAAAAUAAUGAGCGAGCUUGUCAGCAACGGAGUGCAGAUCUACCAGUUCCCUACAGACGAGGAGACUGUCGCGGAGAUCAAUGCUACAAUGAGCGUUCACCUUCCGUUUGCUGUUGUUGGCAGCACAGAAGAAGUAAAAAUUGGCAACAAAAUGGCUAAAGCCAGACAGUAUCCCUGGGGUAUUGUGCAAGUUGAAAAUGAAAACCACUGUGACUUUGUGAAGCUCCGAGAAAUGCUGAUCAGGGUAAACAUGGAGGAUUUGAGAGAGCAAACUCAUGCUCGCCACUACGAAUUAUACCGACGCUGCAAGCUGGAAGAAAUGGGGUUCAAGGACACCGACCCAGACAGCAAGCCAUUCAGUCUUCAGGAAACCUAUGAGGCCAAAAGGAAUGAAUUCCUUGGCGAACUCCAGAAGAAGGAGGAAGAAAUGAGACAAAUGUUUGUGAUGAGAGUAAAAGAGAAAGAAUCAGAACUUAAAGAAGCCGAAAAGGAACUCCAUGAGAAAUUUGACCUCCUCAAGAGAACUCACCAGGAAGAGAGAAAGAAGCUGGAAGACAAAAAGAAGGAGAUAGAGGAUGAAGUGAGCAUGUUUCAGAAGAAGAAAGCAGCCACACAACUUCUUCAGUCUCAGGCCCAACAAGCUGGUUCUCAACAAACCAAGAAAGACAAGGACAAGAAAAAUGCGAGCUUCACAUAAAGUCUGGCGAGCCGCGGAUGUUCCAGCAUUCACCUGCUUUUUGCAGUAAUGUGUCCCUGCCAUUUUGUGUUCCACGACACAGAUCACUAAUCGCUCACUUACCGCAUCAUGUUUGGCUGCACGCGGAGGGGAAAAACAACUGCGUGCAAUCUGACUUUUUUUGUUGCCGGAAAGCGAAUGUUGCCUGGCCUAGCCUGCUACGAAUGGCAGAAAUGUGCCUUUUUUUACAAUUCUGAUUACUUUUCUGUUGGCUGAUGCUACUCUUGUAUUUCUGGAUCACACCUACAUUUGUUCAUGUUUGGGUUUUUACAAAUACGGGGAUUAUCUGUUCUGUUGCUGAACUGUCCACAUGAUUCUCAACAAGACUUUGGCCAACCAAAGAGCAGAUGAGAGCUAGCUGAGGAUCAUGAAAUAUUAUAUUCAACAACAGUUUUAUAAUUAUGGGGCUGCUGAACACAUGUAUGUGAUUCAUACUGUACUCUUCCAAAAAAAACAUGUAAUAAACAUUGUCAGACUAA
Messenger RNA from Spea bombifrons (plains spadefoot toad), 1931 nucleotides. It is a transcript of the gene SEPTIN11, whose product is annotated as septin 11. The record is from RefSeq and is a predicted model, not a curated record. Gene Ontology annotation, cellular component: cell division site; septin complex; septin ring. Gene Ontology annotation, biological process: cytoskeleton-dependent cytokinesis. The transcript has 10 exons. Gene Ontology annotation, molecular function: GTPase activity; molecular adaptor activity; GTP binding. Lineage: Eukaryota; Metazoa; Chordata; Amphibia; Anura; Pelobatidae. The coding region runs from base 118 to 1413 and encodes 431 amino acids.